Messenger RNA from Oncorhynchus keta (chum salmon), 3268 nucleotides. Its product is annotated as dual specificity protein phosphatase 4-like. Bases 125 to 1249 code for a protein of 374 amino acids. Gene Ontology annotation, biological process: protein dephosphorylation; negative regulation of MAPK cascade; endoderm formation. Gene Ontology annotation, molecular function: MAP kinase tyrosine/serine/threonine phosphatase activity; protein tyrosine/threonine phosphatase activity. NCBI's taxonomy places the organism in Eukaryota, Metazoa, Chordata, Actinopteri, Salmoniformes, Salmonidae. The transcript has 4 exons. The record is from RefSeq and is a predicted model, not a curated record. Gene Ontology annotation, cellular component: cytoplasm; nucleus.
CUCGUGAUAGUAAUGCUCUCAGAAGAAUAACAGCACAACAUUGCGCAGGAGCUGCUCAGGAUUAACGUACAUCCAGCACUCUCUUCGUGUUCUUCAACACGAAAAACACAUUUUUUUCUUCAUUAUGGUGGAAAAUAUGGUUAUCAUGGAUGAACUUUGCGAAAUGGAUUGCAACGUUUUGAAAAGGUUGUUGAAGGACGACAGUGCGAAAUGUCUGGUGCUGGACUGCAGAUCAUUCCUGGCGUUUAGCGCUGGACACAUUCGGAGCGCAGUGAAUAUCCGCUGUAACACAAUCGUGAGAAGGCGAGCAAAGGGCUCCGUGAGUUUAGACCAGAUUCUAUCCGGUGAUGAAGAGGUCAAAGCCCGGCUGAAAUCAGGACUGUACUCCGCUGUGAUUCUCUACGACGAGAGGACGCCCGACAUAGACACGGUUAAAGACGAUAGCACAAUCACUCUGGUGCUCAAUGCAUUAUACAGAGACACGUUUGGAACUGAAAUAUAUCUACUCAAAGGGGGCUAUGACACAUUUUUCACGGAGUAUCCCGAGUUCUGUUUGAAGACCAAAACGUUAUCUUCGUUCUCUACGCAGUCCAGUUUGGACUCCUGUUCUUCAUGUGGAACUCCACAGACGUUGCACCAUGACCAGGCUGGUCCAGUGGAGAUUCUUCCCUUCCUGUACCUUGGCAGUGCCUUCCAUGCCUCCAAAAAGGACAUGCUGGACGGCAUGGGCAUCUCAGCCUUGCUCAACGUGUCCUCUAACUGUCCCAACCACUUCGAGGGGGUCUACCAGUACAAGUGCAUUCCUGUGGAGGACAACCAUAAAGAGGACAUCAGCUCCUGGUUCAUAGAAGCCAUUGAGUUUAUCGACUCUGUGAAAGACUCUAACGGACGUGUGCUGGUGCACUGCCAGGCGGGCAUCUCUCGCUCUGCCACCAUCUGCCUGGCAUACCUGAUGAAGAAGAAGCGUGUUCGCCUGGACGAAGCCUUUGAGUUCGUCAAGCAGCGCCGCAGUAUCAUCUCCCCUAAUUUCAGCUUCAUGGGUCAGCUGCUGCAGUUUGAGUCCCAGGUGCUAGCUACGUCAUGUGCAGUGGAGGCCGCCAGCCCCUCGGCAGCCAGCCUGGGCCCCAAGUCUUCCUCCACCCCCACCUCACCCUUCAUAUUCAGCUUCCCCGUCUCCGUGGUAGCACAUGGCCAGCCCAGCAGCCUGGCUUACCUGCACAGUCCAAUCACAACCUCGCCCAGCUGCUGAUGCCCUGCCCCCACAGACAGACAUCGACACUGAACUGACCCAGGGGGCUCCUGUCAGCCCCAUUUCUCUCACUAUCCAGGGCAGAGAGAGAGAGAGAGAGAGUUUCUCUUCUCCUAACUUGGUAUAAGCUGAAAGGUCCAUUGACAAUGAAAAACUGAGGGUGCCUAUGCUGCUGCCUGACUCAAAAAACUGUAUAGAAUAUGACACACACACACACACUCAUUCAUCACUAUUUGGUGAACAUUAAAUAAGCUUUUUCUGAAAACAGGCUCAAGGAGAUGUGCAGUUCCUGUGGUUUAGUGCGAAGGACGUGGCGGCAGACUUCUAAGUUGCAGUCCGUCUCUUUCAUUUCCUGUGGAGUUUUCCAAAGCCUCUCCAGUCCUGCUGAGAGGGGUGAAUGGCCACGAGCAGAGAUGCAGAGAAAAGGAAAGAGCAAAGAGGGGAGGAGGGGGAAAGAGAGAGAAAGUGCGCUCAGUCAUUUAGUCGCUUCCUGAAGGAGAGCAGGAGGCUCUUCAGUUGUGACAGGUGCUCUACUAACGUCCUGUCUGGCUUCCUGUCCUUGACAUCCCCAUCCUAUCUCCCAUGUGCCCCCCUCCUCUCCUGGAGCAGGACUGCUGAUGAAUGAGAGAAUAAAAGCGUCCCCCAUGCGGAGGUGGAGAGGCGGUUGAGAUAAAGAGACAAGCUUUCUGAGACGGUGCCAAAUGAACGCCUGAGCCCCUGCUACAUAGCCCGGGCAAACCCCUGGCCUUCCAUGUAAUAGGCUCGGUCGGAUGGACAGAUGGGCUUUUGAAGAGAAAGUUAGUUUUUUCUGUUUGUUGGUCAGUGCCUUGUUCAGAAAAGGUAUAGGAUGUUUUUUUCCGGCGCUUUGGAUGUGCUCAAGUGCCCCAGCGCCUUUCCUUUUCAAACAGACUGAGGCAGAUAAGCUGGGAAAUCACUAAACAACAACGUUUCAAGUCAACACUGCAAUACAGACAAUGUAAUCCCAUCCGUUCCUCUCCCCCAAGUAGAGCAAUAAUCCGUUUCUCUCUCUUCCCAGUUGCCACCAAAGCACUACAUUGUGUUGUGUAUUUCUGAUCAUGUUUUUUAGCUUCAUAUGUAUAUUCACUCAUCGAUACAGACCGGAUAUUUCAGAAGUGUUUUUUUUGCCUUACCAAUAAUUAUUUUUUAGAAUUCUCAAGAUAAGAAUGUGUUGUUUUUCAUCCUUUCAACCAUAUUGUCUGUUACAUAGGUACUAUUUCUGUCCAGACAAUAGAUGUUGAUUGGUCUAAUGCUUGUUGAAAGACGGAGACUUAAUUGGGAACUGACCUAUGAACCUGACUUGUCUUUUUUAUCUUGUCACUGUUACUCCACCAAUGUCUAGUAGAUCCAGUCUACUUACUAAUUGGGAUGAUUUCCCAGCUACGCACAAACACCCCCAAGAAACAGACACUGGGAUAUCAGACAUCACUGGGAAAAGACAAGGUAGAAAACUGCUUGUGUGUGCUGCCACUGGUCUGACUCCUGAGAAAUGGUUCAUUGUUUUCCUUUUCAUGUUAAACAGACAGUUCUCUGAGCGUUUGAGACAAAAUAUUGCCUGGAAGCAUUGGCCUAGGUGACGAUCAGAGCCAGGAGCAAAGGCUUCUGGGGAAACAGGAUUUAAUUCCCUCCUCUUUUUUGAAGAAUGUUGGCACCUUUUAUAGAGCACUUUUAAGUGAUGCAAUACUGUAUUAUUUAAUUGGUUUGUACAUUCUUGUUAUACCAGGUGGUAACUGAUUACUUUUCAUACACUCAUUAUGUUGUUUUCUUCUUGAGCAAGGGUAUGUAAAUGAUAUGAAGAUGAGAGGUGGUCUCUGGUCCACAAUCAUUGAAUAAUGCAAUACUUUUUACCUGUGUCAAGUGAAAUGCUGUCGUCUCCUUAUGGCAGUAUCAUUCAUCAAUUUAACAAUUUUUUUAAAAUUACUUUUUUGGUUAAAUUGUAAAUGCUUUAUUUAUUUCUAAAAUUCCAUUGUUAAAUACAACAUUGUUCUUUAAAAAAAAGAA